Messenger RNA from Schistocerca serialis cubense, 624 nucleotides. Its product is annotated as E3 ubiquitin-protein ligase MARCHF2-like. Bases 57 to 590 code for a protein of 177 amino acids. The transcript has 4 exons. Gene Ontology annotation, molecular function: zinc ion binding; ubiquitin-protein transferase activity. Gene Ontology annotation, biological process: protein ubiquitination. The record is from RefSeq and is a predicted model, not a curated record. Lineage: Eukaryota; Metazoa; Arthropoda; Insecta; Orthoptera; Acrididae.
UCGUUAAGGAUUCGAUCGCAGCUACAUAUUUCUGACAACCUUACAAAUUUAGCAAGAUGACAGCGAUCCCAGGAGUCGAAGAACCAGUUUGCCGGAUAUGCCAUGGCUCAGCUGCCUUGGGCGCACUAUCUUCACCAUGUGACUGCCGUGGUUCGCUUGGCUAUGUCCACCUGUCCUGCCUGUCCCAAUGGGUGCGGGAGUCACGUAACAGGCACUGUGAGAUUUGCAAUUGUGAUUACAGAGUAUUCUACAUUCGGAGAGGUAUUACAACAAGUUUGAGAAGAUGGCUUGAACGGCCCUCACAAGAGUCACUUAUAAAGAAUAUAACAGUCCUGGCAGCAAUGACACCACUGCAGUUAUGGAUGAAUUGUGCUGGAAGUGUUGCAGAAGCUGUCCUUGAUUCAGAGAAUGAUGGUCAAAUAGUCCCUUGGCGACUGUGGGCAAUUCUCAUACGGGCAAUGACCUCACUUUCUCGAAGCAUCUACUGGCUGUGGAUAACAACCCUGAUACAUCGCCAUGGGCUUAGUCCGUGGCGCUGGCUCACUUGGUGGUGCUGCGAUGCUGAACUUGUUGAAAUCUGUGGACAGUGACAUUGUUACUGCUAUGGUGUACUAAUCAAAGAAC